Messenger RNA from Cyprinodon tularosa, 7242 nucleotides. It is a transcript of the gene fancm, whose product is annotated as FA complementation group M. Gene Ontology annotation, biological process: double-strand break repair via synthesis-dependent strand annealing; interstrand cross-link repair; replication fork reversal. Gene Ontology annotation, molecular function: ATP binding; nuclease activity; four-way junction DNA binding. Bases 551 to 6544 code for a protein of 1997 amino acids. The transcript has 24 exons. Lineage: Eukaryota; Metazoa; Chordata; Actinopteri; Cyprinodontiformes; Cyprinodontidae. The record is from RefSeq and is a predicted model, not a curated record.
AACCGCGCGCACGCGCCUACAGAGAUUCGAUAAUACAGUUAGCAUCAAAACAGGCUACACCUGCGCUAACAGCUAGCAACGUCCUUAAGGAGCGGGCAACCGCAAUAACGACAAAAGUCGAUCUUCGGGUAAAGAAAACAACUUUCAGCUUCACUGGAGUGUGCGUGUGUUACCUGAAAACGUGUGAUUAUUUCGUCCCAUUUGCCUCUGUCCAUCGUUAUGGAAACAUGACAGCAGAGAGCGGGAGGUAACGUAAAUUGUAAUGCUUAUUUCCGGUCUGUAUCUUUAACAUUAAAAGUGUAUGUAUAUAUUACAAAAAUGCUCUAGGCGUAGGUGGUUUAUAAACUAACAGAAAUAAUAAUAGUUUCAAAGUUUGUUAAAUAUGUUAAAAGGCUGAGGUACAUUCAAAAAGUGAAACGUGUAGCUGUCAUCUGGUUGUUUUAUUUUGAAAAACAAGCCGGCGGAAGUAAUUUUUUGUUUGUGUUCGGGCUGCGAUGCUGCUGCUAGCCACAUGGCACUUUCCUAAAGUUUUGCGCCACGGCUGAUAAAGAUGAGUGGUGGUUCAAAUCAGAGAACUUUGUUCCAGACGUGGGGAGCUUCUGUAUCUCAGAACAAAACGGUCCAUGCGGGGAAAAAUGUUGGAAAGACCUCCGGAGCGAACAGGUCAACCUCAAGCAGCAGCAGCAGAGCUCAGGUAGCUGCAGUAAACCCUCCUCUUCCUCCUCAUCAGAAUGCUCCAUGGACAGAAAUUGGCAGGAAUAGCACAUAUGAAGCAGAGAGACAAGCUGGAGUGGAAUACUUCAUCUCUGAUGAUGAUGAGGAUGAUGACUUGAUGGUGGUAGCUGUCUAUGAAGCUGAGAAGAGUCUCCAGCUUGAGAACGCCAACAGUUUUCAUAAUAAUCAUGCAACAGGACAAAACCUAGCUCCUCUUUCUACCCAAUCCUGUGGGAGAAUACAUCCAGAUUUCCCAGGCUUUGACAGCUCCUCUGCUGAAGUAUGGAUCUAUCCUACCAACUAUCCCAUCAGGGAUUAUCAGCUGAAGAUAUCAGAGGCUUCCCUGUUUCAGAACACCCUGGUGUGUCUACCAACUGGUUUGGGGAAGACAUUCAUAGCCUCUGUGGUUAUGUACAACUUCUAUCGCUGGUAUCCAGCAGGAAAGAUUGUGUUUAUGGCUCCUACCAAACCUCUGGUGGCGCAGCAGAUAGAGGCCUGUUAUAAAGUAAUGGGAAUCCCUCAGGAACACAUGGCGGAGCUGACAGGCAGCACUGCAGCGAAGCAGAGGCAGGAGGUGUGGAGGUCCAAACGCGUCUUCUUCCUCACCCCUCAGGUCAUGGUGAAUGAUCUUUCAAGAGACACCUGUCCAGCAAAGCAGAUCAAGUGUGUAGUGAUUGACGAAGCUCACAAAGCGUUGGGCAACCAUGCUUACUGUCAGGUAAUCAAACAGCUGAGCAGCCAGACCCUGCAUUUCCGCAUCCUGGCUCUCAGUGCCACUCCUGGAGGAGACGCAAAGUCGGUUCAGUCUGUGAUCUCCAAUCUACUAAUAUCUCACAUUGAGCUGCGUUCAGAGGAGAGCCCGGACAUCCAGGCUCAUUCCCAUCAGCGGAGUGUAGAGAAAGUGGUUGUUCCUCUUGGUGAUAAACUGUCGGCUUACCAGGGACGCUACCUUCAGGUUCUAGAAAAGUUCACAUCCCGUCUGGUUCAGAAUCGAGUGAUGGCCCACAAAGACCUGCGGCUUCUCAGCAAAUACCAGCUCAUUCUUGCCAGGGAUCAGUUCCGGAAGAACCCAGCGCCGCACAUCAAGGGAUCUCAUCAGGGAAUACUGGAGGGCGACUUUGCCCUUUGCAUCAGUCUGUACCACGGUUAUGAGCUGCUGAUGCAGAUGGGUCUCCGAUCACUUUUCUUUUACAUCCAGGGAAUCAUGGAUGGAUCCAGAGAGAUGUCCAGAGCAAGGAAUGAAUUACAGAGGACACCAACAUUCAUGGACCUGUACCAUGAGAUGGAGACCAUGUUCCUGAAGCCACCAGGUCCAGAUGAACCAUUCAUUUACAGUCAUCCCAAACUGGAGAAGCUGGAGGAGGUGGUGGUGCAGCACUUCAACGUGUGGGCUGAGAGCUCCGCAGACACAAAUGACGGAGUGAGCACACGUGUGAUGAUCUUUUCUUCAUUCCGGGAGAGCGUCCAGGAGAUCGCCACCAUGCUAAACCAGCAUGCUCCGCUGAUAAAGGUCAUGACGUUUAUGGGACAAGCCUCUUCUGGGAAGGGGGUCAAAGGCUUCACCCAAAAGGAACAACUGGAGGUGGUCCACAGGUUCCGACAGGGUGGGUUUAACACCCUGGUCUCAACCUGUGUGGGAGAAGAGGGGCUGGAUAUCGGGGAGGUGGACCUCAUUGUCUGCUUCGAUGCACAGAAGAACCCCAUCCGCCUUGUUCAGCGAAUGGGACGUACUGGACGUAAGCGACGGGGGCGCAUUGUCGUCAUCCUCACAGAGGGAAGGGAGGAGAGGACCUACAAUCAAAGUCAGAGCAACAAACGCAGUGUGUACAAGUCCAUCACCAGCAACAAAAAUGGCUUCCGCAUGUAUCCCAACAGUCCCCGCAUGUUGCCUGAGGGGGUGAACCCUAAACUGCAUAAGAUGCACAUCACCUGUGGUCAGUUUGACCACCGAGAGGGCAGCAGGAGGUCCAUAAGAGGCCGGCGGUCCCACUCUGAGGGCCGGGCUUCACUCAUUCACCCUCAUAACCUGAUUCAACAGAUUAGCCCAAAAUCAGAUGGCUUUCUGAGCGGAACAGAAUAUUCUCUGUGGGCGUCCACCAUGAAGCUGACAGAAGAUGAGCCUCAUCCAACUCUAAAGCCGUCCCACUUCAUGUCCAUUCCCAGCGACUCAACGCCUCAGGAGGAUAAUUCAAGGGACAAACCACCUUCCAGGGAGCUGUCUCUGUGGGAAUGGAGACACUGGCAGCACAGACCCCUUCCUUUCCAUGCGGUUGAUCAUUCCCUCCGCUGCCAUCACUUCAUCAAGGUGAUGGAGCUCAUAGAUGGCAUGAGAGAUGAGAAAGAGGGGGAAUGCCGGUACGAACAGCAGCUGUCUUCCUACCUCCAUGGAGACACCGACACCAGCAAGAAGAAACCAAAAGCUGCAAAGAUCGGCACAAAGAAUAAUAAGAACAAAGUUAAACCUUGUCACUCGUCCCGGUCUGAGCUGGAGUAUAUCGAUGAGGAGGCAGAGAUGGAUACUGCAACCGUGGCGAGGUUCAGUUCUACAUCAAUCCCAGAGAAACGAAGGCUCCCAGAUGAUGGUUCCACUGAUGGACCUCCUGAGGAGGAUUUAGGAGCUGCUCCUUCACACAGCUUUAACAAUGACUCUGACAUGGCUACUAUUACAGAAGCAGAACAAUCCUUUAGAGAUCCUGCAGAAACGGACGAUGUUAUAGUGUUGAAUGCAAGAAAUGAUGAAGAUGAUGAUCUUGAGGAGAUGUUCUACCUUCCUAAAAACUGUUCUGUGUCUCGGCCGCACUCUGACAAACCCAGAAGAGACGAGAGUCUGAAGGCCAUUCUUUCCAACGAAGCCGAACUCCUCUCUCGAUCUCCGCCUUCACUGGAGAGCAUUUUAGAGGCAGGAGAGGCUUGGAAAUGUCAUCCUCCAUCACCUCAGAUGCCUCUUCAACCUUUCCCCGUCAGUUUCAGUUUGGAAGUGGAUGAUGACGAGGAUGAUGAUAGCUGUGAUGAUGUGUCAGCUCCUGACCAGAACUUUGAUGAACCGGUGACGGUGGAAGGUGGCGGUGAGGACGGGGAGCCUGAUAGUCCUACCUGGGAUGAGGUCUUCGAGGAUGAAGAAGUCGUUGAUGAAAAUAGCAGAGAUGAUGAGAAAGAAACGGAUUCUAAAAAGGGAGAUGAUGUAACGAGGUUGGAGGAUGCUGCUGGGGUGGAAGAUGAAGACUUUUCCAGCAACCUCCAGAUGGAUGAGAGUAUGGACUUGUUUGAAGACGACGAGGCUUUCAUGCAGAUGACAAUUCCAGAUAUUCCUACUCCUGAGGACAGCUUCCCAGCGAGGGAAACCAACGCCUCACUCGCUGAGGAUUGCAUUGAAAAGAUGGCUGAAGGUGAACACGAUGAGGCUUUAGGUGUAAAGCUAACGAUUCAAAGCAGCCACAACAUGUCGGACAGACAAGCCGAAUUUCACAAACCAGCAGAUCAUUCACAGAAUGCUGCUUCCUGUUUCCAGUCUUCGACUGUGAGAGAAAAUCCUGAGCUACUAGAUACCUCUCAUGAUUUAUUCUCAGUUAAUUUUGAUCUUGGUUAUUCGCUGGACGACUCUGAGGAUGAAACUGAAAUGGAAGCUGCACCCGCUUCUCCAUCUUCUAAAAAAACAGCUGAUUCUGCUGCGCCUUUGCCCUCAACUUCUACUUCCUCUACUCAUCGUAACAUCUUCGCAGGACGCCUCAGGGAGUCCAAGUUAUCUUCUUCACAAACGAAAGUGAGCUGUUGGAAGUCUAAGGCUGAAGAGCUUCCAUCUCCUGUUCCUUCACUGGGUAUCAGACGGACACUCCUGUCCGGGUUUACCAAACCUGGCUCUUCCAGUCCAAAGUGGAGCCGAGCAGAAGGUGGCGUCGCAGCGAUGAGCACCAACAGCAGCUCCUGGCAGGAACCGGUUCAUGUGAGGGAAUCCUCUCCUAAUCCAGCGCGUUACAGUGACAGUGAAGAGGAAGUAGUUCAACACAAAAGAAGACAACACAAGGUCAACCCCUUGUCCUCCCCAGACGUGUCCAAAGUCCUGAGUGAUGUGGACUCCCCGGUGGUGGUGAAGAAGAAACGUGCCUCUGUUCUUAAUGUGACUGAUGAAACACAAGCCGAAGCUUUUUCUGAUGAUGAUUUCCAGGACGACUCGAUGUUGACACGCAGAAAAACGCCACCUGGAGCGGAAAGGGAACUAGUCCAACGGCCUCAGAAGAAGAACACGAUGGGUCCAAAAGCGCGUCAGUUUCUGGACGAAGAGGCGGAGUUAUCAGAGGAUGAGGAGGGAGCGGAUGUUUCGUCUGAUGAAGAAGACGGUGCAGAACUGAAUCGGUCUCUUGAAGGCUUCGUUGUAGACAACACGCACCUGUCCCAGGGACUGGAUGACUCAGAGAUGCAGGGAGUUUACCUGAAGUCUGUGCGAAGUCCUGCAGUCCGGGGCAAAUUUAAAAUGUCCUACAAAAAACACCAUAACAUGGACAUUUUUUCCCAGGUGCCAGAGAUGGACGAGACGUACGCAGAGGACAGCUUUGUUGUUGGCAGCGAUGAAGAAGAGCUGGUGUGUAAUGAGGAAGAGCCCGAAGACAUCGAACUUCUGCCCGAGGUGUCAUACAUGGAUGGGAGAAGGCAGUAUGCAACCAGACGGCGCGUUUUUCUGCACAAAGCUAGAGCAAAGGCCGGAGCUGAGAACAGAACUGAGUCUGCUGCAGAGCAGAGGACCAAAACCAAACGCUCCCGUGUCAUCUGCUUAGACGAUUCCAGCGAGGAGGAGACGGGGGACGAGUGCAAAAACAGGGGUUCAUCAACAGCUGGCAGCGCUGUCCCUUUACAGGCAAACAGGCCACAUUCUGAACCCAGUGGGCAGAAAUUCACGUCCUCUGCAUCUGUAACCAUAGCAACUAAAGUCUCAUCGUUGAGUAAAGGACAGAGGAGUUCACUGAGUGAAGAGCAGCAAAAUGAGAGGUGUCGUCGUACAUUAGAGAAUCAGCAUCUUCUCUCUGAUGAGCUCGACUUCGCAGCACCAAAGCCAACUAUAAAUGCAGGACUCCCCACAACCAAAGCACCUCAAAGCUCCACUGCUCAGGGUCCAUCAAUGAACGGGCCGCCAUCGCCGUUCGGGUCUGUCUCCAUCUUGGUGGACAGCCGCUGCAUCAGUAGCGGCGUGGAGCUGAUGACGAGUCUCCGUCAGCGACAUGGUGCCAACGUCCACGUUUGCUCGCUUGACAGCAGCUACUUCAUCGUAAGCAACCGCAUGGCCGUGGAAAGACUCAGCCAAUCAGAUUUAGCCGCAAUGCAGAACCGGAAGCGACUGGUGGAGAGGCUGAGCAGCCUGCAGGGAAUGUUUGAACGGGUUUGUGUAAUAGUGGAAAAAGAUCGGUCCAAGCAGGGUGAAGUUUCCCGUCCCUUCCAGCGCACACGUUACUAUGACAGCACUAUAGCAGCUCUGGUUCGUGCGGGGAUCCGCCUGCUUUGGAGCGAUGGUGCUGAGGAGAGCGCUAGCUUGUUGGCGGACCUGGCGAAGCUGGAGCACCGUAAAGGUCAGGGCAUCGCUGUGCCGCUUGAGGUCAAAGGGCAGCGAAGGCAGCAGACCCUGCAGCUGUACCAGAGUUUACCUUCGGUCAGCCAUGUGCACGCGCUGAACCUGCUGCACAACUUUAGCACCAUCGCCCAGCUGAUAAACAGCUCUGUUGAGGCAAUACAGAAAGGAGGCUGCAUGAGCAGAAGCAGAGCUGAGGAGAUCUACCGCUGCCUGCGUUACAGCUGUGACUCCUCCUUCCUCUUGAACACUUCAAAAGCAGGAAAAAACAGCUAGAGCCCCGAUGGAGAUGAACCGGUUAAAACCUUAAGAUUGUUUUAUGCACAACUUAAAACCAGCUGAGCUUUACUUCUCUUUUUUUUCUCCAACUUAUUUGCCAAGGACAUACAUAUUGAGACUCAAAAGUGCCUUAAUUCAACAAUAAUCUAAUAAAAAGGGCUAAAGAAAAUUGUUCCUUACAUAUAUAUUUCACUGCAUUUAAAUUGCAUUUUGCUUUAAACCAGGUGAUUUGUCUGCAAUGGAUUUUAUGUACAGGUUAACCAAUUAGAUUAUACCUUUAAAAGCUGACAGUAUUUCCAAAAGGCUAAUAGUUUUAAAAUUUCUGUUUAAAAGAUGCAUUAACUGAAUUAUGGCACUUUAGUCCCUCAAUACAGCGAUACCAGUUACUGUGUAACUAUACCACCUGUGCUGACCUCAGUGAGAGAAGAGCCUCAUCUUUUGCACAAUAAGUUAAAGCACAGAUAUCUAAAUAUUAAAGUUAAUGGAUAACAUUUUAUGUUUAUCUUUUUCCCAAUGCUCACUGGUUUCAUUUUUACACCGACAGCAAUUCUGUGACAGUAUUAGCAACACUAUGAUCUCAAUCAAGACAUUCGAAGUAUCAUUUUGUAUCAUAAUGUGUAUAUUAUUUCUAAAUGUACAUAGCUGCAAAAGAUGGAAAUGUUUCUUUAAUAAAACCAAUUAUUAGCUUUUCUAUA